AUGGCUGAAAAGGCCGACGAUUUAUACUUGCCAAAUGCAGUACUUCUUCGAAUUAUCCGUGAAUCAUUACCUGAACGCACUCUUGUCAGUCGUGAAGCACGUUCAGCAAUUAGUAAAUCGGCUAGUUCCUUUAUACUUUAUGUAACAUCAUUAGCCAGUGUGCAUUGUGAGAAGUCAAAACGUAAAACGUUAACAGGAAGUGAUAUAUUAGCUGCUUUAAAAGAAAUGCAAUUUGAUCAUUUUAUACCAGCACUAAAUGCAUUUUUAGAUAAAUAUCGUGAGCAGGUAGUUUUAAAAAAGUCGAAUAAACGUCUACAUAGUGAGAAUGAAGAAGAAAUGUCUUCUGAAAAACUGUCUCAAAUUCCAUCAUCUUCAACAUCACACCUAAAACAUCUAGACAGUAAUGUUACAACAGUUGAAGAUGAUGACAAUGAUGAUGUCGUUGGUGAUGAUGCUGAUGAAGAAGAAAUUGAAGAAGUGGAAGAUGUAGAUGUUAUAGAGGUAGACAAUGACGAUAUCAUUGAAACUGCAGAUACUCAUAUGGAAGAAGGUACCGUAAAAAAUGAUCAGCUAGGUGUUGGUAUUAGUGAUGACGAUGAAGAUGACGGCAAUUCUCAGAGCACAGAAGCUUUAAAUGAAAAUGAAGAUUCAUUUUAG
Schistosoma guineensis is the source of this 657-nucleotide messenger RNA. NCBI's taxonomy places the organism in Eukaryota, Metazoa, Platyhelminthes, Trematoda, Strigeidida, Schistosomatidae. The record is from the annotation of a GenBank genome assembly.